CAUCAACACUCCAAAAAAACCUCUCCAAAUCCCCAAUUAAAUUCAAUCAUCUUCUUUCAUGCCCUCUUCUUCGUCUUCUUCAACUCUGACUCAACAGCGACGCUUCAAAUUCAAAUUACUCUACGCUUUCUUCUCCCUCAUUUUCUCUCUCCUCUCCCGUCUCUUUGAUUCUCUAAUCUUCUCUCUCUCCUCCGCCAUGGACAACCUCUUCGAUCCCGACGACUUUCUCUCCGUCGGUAACGACGCCACCACCACUUCCAACAACGACGAUGGAGAUGACGACGACGGUGAUCUUCUCUACCCGCAGUCUCGCCGCCGCCGACGUCGUCUUCAUUCUUCUCCUCCGUCAUCGUCGUCUACCUCAACUCUUUAUCUUCGCAGUGAUCGUCUCUUUCUCGUCUGCUACAAGUGGUGGAAAGAUGCGAGGGAGGGGUGCUUGGGUAGUAAGGGUGAAAUUAAAGGCGAUCGUUAUACUACGGCGGAGUUGUCAGAUGAUGAGAAUAAGAGGGAGAGUGAUUCUGAUGAUGAGUUUGUUUUGAAUUUGAAGAGAGAAGUGGAUGAUGAUGACGAUAAUGGUGGCGACGAUAAGGGCAAGGGUUUUUCUGGCCGGGAGUACGCUUUGAUUACUGAAAGCAUGUGGUUUACGGGGCUGAAAUGGCAUAGUGAUUAUUGCACAAGAAUUAAGGAUAUGGGAUGUUCUUUGGCUGCAGAAGAUAAUGAGCAGGAUGUUUUCCCUAUUCAAAUAAGGCUUUAUGUUAUGCAACAGACCGAUUCUUUGGUGGUGAAGAUAUCUCUGAUGGAUAAUCCAAUCCAGCUUUACAAAAGUGCUUAUCAGAUCUUUGACGUGCAAUCCAACUUGGUUUGUAUUUGGGACUUCUCUGGGCAGAUGACCCAAUUCUUUGAGAGAGGUGGUGCACUAUUUCCAAAUGGCUGUCCAGGCCAAGCCCCUGAAGAGGUUCUCCUUGAAUUACAAGUUUACGGGCCAAGUUUUGGCAACAAUGCAGGGGAAAAGAAAACUGAGAUUGCAAUGCAAGGAAGUUCUAGCAGUGGAGAUUCUUGUGGCAGCUGUUCGAUAAAGAUGGAUGGAACUGUUCAGAGCUCAUCUUCACCAUUUCUCAGUUUGCAAUCAUGCACUCAUAGAUAUGGAGAAACUGGUGUUCUUGGUUUGACUGGACUUCUCAAUCUUGGGAACACCUGCUUUAUGAACAGUGCGAUUCAGUGCUUAGCUCACACUCCGAAGCUAAUUGAUUAUUUCCUUGGAGAUUUUAAGAAAGAAAUAAAUUAUGAAAAUCCUUUAGGCAUGAAUGGUGAGCUUGCUUUGUCGUUUGGGGAUUUGUUAAGAAAGUUGUGGGCUCCAGGUAGGAUGCCGGUUGCUCCAAGAUUAUUUAAGUCAACCUUAGAGAACUUUGCUCCUCAAUUCUGUGGUUAUAAUCAACAUGAUUCCCAGGAAUUUCUUGCUUUUCUAUUGGAUGGGCUCCAUGAAGACUUGAAUCGUGUGAAACACAAGCCAUAUAUACAGCUUAAUGAUACAGAGGGCCGUCCAGAUGUUAAAGUUGCAGAUGAACAUUGGGAAAUUCAGCUAGCUCGUAAUGACUCCAUAAUUGUUGAUCUGUAUCAUGGUCAAUUUCGAUCAACGCUUGUUUGUCCUAUUUGCAAAAGGGUCUCUGUCACGUUUGAUCCGUUUAUGUACCUGUCUCUCCCUUUGCCUUCAACGACUAUGCGAACCAUGACUGUUACUCUUUUGAGUACUGAUGGGAGUAUGCCGCCAUCACCACUUACUGUAACGGUACCCAAGUCUGGAAGGUGCAAGGAUCUUAUUCAAGCCCUUGGCACAGCCGUUUCAUUACAGGAUGAUGAGACACUCUUUGUAGCUGAGGUAUACAAUCACUGCAUCCUCCACUCCCUGGAAGUUCCGUCUGAUUCAUUAGCAUUGAUAAGGGAUUGCGAUUACCUUGUUGCUUACCGCUUACCAAAAGAGAGUGAGAGCAGCCUGUUGGUGGUUUUCAUGCAUCAGCGGUGUGAAAGGCAAUUUGGCUUUCGUAUGGGAAGGCGUAGCUGGAGUCCGUUUGGCAUUCCUUUGGUGGCAAGGAUUCCUAAUAUUUCAGAUGGAUCUCAGAUUCAUGAUACAUUCAAAAAAUUGCUCAGGCCUUUUUUGAAUAUGGAUGAAGAUGAUUAUGAUGAUAUUGAAAACUCAGAUAGUGAGCUAGAGAGUUUUCCAAAUUCAGACAAUUCAUGGAGCUCAGAUGAUGAAAUGGGAGAUGACUUGCAUGUGCCCUCUGAUUUUCAGUUUCAUAUAACAGAUGAGCGAGGUAUGUUGAGGGGCCGGAGGAUAAAGGUGGGUAAAGUUCUGGAUGUUUCUGUUGCAUCUAAUAAAGUGUACGUGCUUGUUAGCUGGUCUAAACCAGUGUUGAGGCGGUAUGAUACCUGUCGUCUCAGCUUGUUGCCGGAGGUCUUUAAACAUGUAUUUGCUGCUAUGAAACCUCAAGAAUCAGUUUCCUUGUACAAAUGCUUGGAAGGCUUCUUGAAGGAGGAGCCAUUGGGCCCAGAAGAUAUGUGGUAUUGUCCGAGUUGCAAAGAACAUCGGCAAGCGAGCAAGAAAUUAGAUCUUUGGAGAUUACCUGAAAUUUUGGUUGUUCAUCUGAAAAGAUUCUCCUACAGCCGGUUUUUGAAAAACAAGCUUGAGACAUAUGUUGAUUUCCCCUUGGAGGAGCUUGAUCUUACGGGUUUCCUUGCCCACGAGAGUGGUCCAAGAUUGAAUCGUUAUAGAUUGUAUGCUCUCAGUAACCACUACGGCAGCAUGGGAGGCGGUCACUAUACUGCUACGGUUUAUCAUGGUAAAGGGUGGUACGAAUUCAAUGAUAGCUUUGUUGAACUGGUUAGAGAAGAGGACGUAAAGACUUCCGCUGCUUAUGUUCUUUUUUAUCGCAGAAUCUCCGAUACUUAAUGUUAUUGGUUAGUUUUUGUCUUGUUCGGCGUACAAUUGAUGCUGAAACCUAGAUUAGAUACACGCAGGACACAUUUUUGUGCAGGUUAAGAAUCACAACCAAGCAAUCAAAGGAAGGAACCAGUGUACUAUUUUUUUCACUUUAGAUAAUUAGAUGUACAUAUAUAUGCAUUCUUAGGAAUACGUCAUGUUUGGUGCUGCUGGCUCCUGCCUUGAAAUUUUCUGAAAUAGACUGGGCAUGUUAUGUGGGUAAUGUAUAAACUCCAGUCAUUUCAGUUCUAUAUCAAGAAUUCAACUUUUAACUUGA
This is a messenger RNA of Spinacia oleracea (spinach), 3251 nucleotides long. Its product is annotated as ubiquitin carboxyl-terminal hydrolase 8. The transcript has 13 exons. NCBI's taxonomy places the organism in Eukaryota, Viridiplantae, Streptophyta, Magnoliopsida, Caryophyllales, Amaranthaceae. Gene Ontology annotation, biological process: protein deubiquitination. The record is from RefSeq and is a predicted model, not a curated record. The coding region runs from base 59 to 2944 and encodes 961 amino acids. Gene Ontology annotation, molecular function: cysteine-type deubiquitinase activity.